This is a messenger RNA of Fraxinus pennsylvanica, 534 nucleotides long. Lineage: Eukaryota; Viridiplantae; Streptophyta; Magnoliopsida; Lamiales; Oleaceae. The record is from the annotation of a GenBank genome assembly.
AUGGAGAGAGGGAAAGGCUUGGCAGAGGGGUCAUCAAGAUCCCCCGGUGGCGGCUCCGGUGGUGAUCCGCCGAUACCGACCACUCCCAGCCGCUAUGAGUCUCAGAAAAGAAGGGAUUGGAACACCUUUGGGCAGUUCUUGAAGAACCAGAGGCCACCAGUUCCACUCCCUUAUUGCAAUAGCAACCAUGUUCUUGAAUUUCUUAGAUAUCUUGAUCAGUUUGGGAAGACUAAAGUUCAUUUGCAGGGCUGCAUCUUUUAUGGGCAGCCGGAGCCACCGGCACCGUGUACUUGCCCACUGAGGCAGGCUUGGGGUAGCCUCGAUGCACUUAUUGGCAGGCUACGCGCCGCCUAUGAGGAGAACGGGGGAUCACAGGAGACUAAUCCAUUUGCCAGUGGAGCAAUAAGGGUUUAUCUGAGGGAAGUAAAGGAGUGUCAAGCUAAGGCAAGAGGAAUCCCUCACAAAAAGAAGAAGAAGAAGGCUAGCCCAGGCCAGACAGAUGAUGAUUCCACUUCUUCCAUGCCAUUUUCUUGA